AUGCAGACUGCUUCUACAAACAUUUGUGAAAUACUGUGCAAUAAGUCCAUCUGUGAAAUUUUCUUACUACUAAAUAUUCCACGGUUAACUGUUGGUGGUAUUAUAACAAAGUGGAAGCAACUGAUAACAACAGCAACUGAGCCACAAAGUGGUAGGCCACAUAAAAUGACAGAGUGAGGUCAGCGCAUGCUGAAGCGCACAGUGCACAAAAGUCACCAACUGUCUGCAGAGUCAAUAGCUAAAGACCUCCAAAGUUCGUGUGGCCUUCAGAUUACCACAACAGUGUGUAAAGAGCUUCAUGAAAUGGUUUUCCAUGCCCGAGCAGCUGCAUCCAAGCCUUAAAUCACCAAGUGCAAUGCAAAGCGUCGGAUGCAAAGGCGUAAAGCACGCCGCCACUGGAAU
Messenger RNA from Staurois parvus, 402 nucleotides. Lineage: Eukaryota; Metazoa; Chordata; Amphibia; Anura; Ranidae. The record is from the annotation of a GenBank genome assembly.